This is a messenger RNA of Elephantulus edwardii (Cape elephant shrew), 3741 nucleotides long. It is a transcript of the gene ZBTB40, whose product is annotated as zinc finger and BTB domain containing 40. Gene Ontology annotation, cellular component: nucleus. The record is from RefSeq and is a predicted model, not a curated record. Bases 7 to 3741 code for a protein of 1244 amino acids. NCBI's taxonomy places the organism in Eukaryota, Metazoa, Chordata, Mammalia, Macroscelidea, Macroscelididae. Gene Ontology annotation, molecular function: RNA polymerase II cis-regulatory region sequence-specific DNA binding; protein binding; DNA-binding transcription factor activity, RNA polymerase II-specific. The transcript has 17 exons. Gene Ontology annotation, biological process: regulation of transcription by RNA polymerase II.
GAUGUGAUGGAGCUUCCCAACUACAGCCGGCAGCUGCUGCAGCAGCUGUACACGCUGUGUAAGGAGCAGCAGUUCUGUGAUUGCACCAUCUCCAUCGGCUCCAUUUACUUCAGGGCACACAAGCUGGUCCUGGCUGCUGCCAGCCUCCUCUUCAAAACGCUGCUGGACAGCACAGACACCAUCUCCAUCGAUGCCUCUGUGGUGAGCCCUGAGGAGUUUGCCCUCUUGCUAGAAAUGAUGUACACUGGCAGACUCCCUGUGGGCAAGCACAACUUCUCCAAAAUCAUCUCUUUAGCUGACAGCCUUCAGAUGUUUGAUGUAGCUGUCAGCUGUAAAAAUCUUCUCACCAACCUUGUGAACUGCUCCGUGCAGGGUCAGACUAUGAGAGAUGUUGCUGUGCCAGCACCAGAGUCAGUCAAGAAGGAAGCUGAGAAACUGCAAGUAGAAAUCGUUUCCUCUGAGAGUUCUGGAGAGCCUUGUGUUUCCCAUGAGGGUCCUGCCCUUCCAGGAGGCUUUGGGAAAGCAGACCCACAGGAGGCCACCCAGAUGGUCACACAAGAUUCUUCCACCACCCAGGAGAUGCAAAGGAGCGCAGGAACGUCAGUGGAGACUCCCAGUGCAGUGGAAGUUUGUCCUUCUUCCCCUGCUAUACAGACCUUUAGUGAGACCACAGAGGCAGGCACAGAACCAGAACAUGAGAGAAAACAAUACCAGCUGGAUUUUCUUCUGGAAAAUGAAAGUACCUUCUCAGAUGCACUCUCCGUUACCCAGGAUGUUUUCAAAAGACUAGAGAAUUGUUCAAAAAUUAAAGGCCCACAGAAGGAGAUAAUGAUGAAAUGUCUUGAGACUAAAGAAGGACAUUCAGCAUUCCAGAGAAUCCUGAGUAAAGUAAGAGAUGAGAGCUUGGAUGUCCAGACUGUUGUAUCCCUGUUGAGGCUGUACCAAGAUUCUAAUCCUGCAGUAAAAACAGCCCUAUUCGGUCGAAAGCUGCAAGAUGGAAGAGCAGUGCAGCCAAAAGGGAGCAGAGAGGAGGGAAAGACCUUGUCUCUUCUGUUACUUGAACACAAAGAGGACCUGAUACAGUGUGUAACACAGCUGAGACCUAUGGUGGAGCUCCUGGAAACAGCCAAGGAAGAAUUCCUGACUGGUGCUGAGAAGAGGGUGAUUCUCAAUUGCUGCGAGGGUGGAACACCCAAGGAGACAAUAGAAAAUUUGUUGCACAAAGUGACUAAAGAGAAGACCCUGACUGCUGAGAGUUUGGUAAAACUCCUUCAAGCUAUGAGGACAACAUUCCCAAACUUGAGCCUUCUGCUGGAGAAUUUGCAGAAAUUAGCCACUUUGCCAAGCACCCCAGUUCAGACAAACACUGAGGAUUAUGGGAUUGAACUACUGAGACGGUAUCACGAAAACCUCUCUGAGCUUUUCACAGACAACCAGAUGUUACUAAGGGUGAUCUCCCACACGAAGAGGUUAGCCCCUGGAGAAAGAGAGGUCAUGGAGAAGCUUGUGAAACGUGACACCAGCCCAGGAGGUCUCAGUUCCCUGAUCUCAGCAGUUCUGGAAAUGCAGUCUCUCUCUGCGACAGCCAUUUGGCAACUGCUGUUGGGAGCUCAGGAGACAAAGACCUGCCCACUGAACCUGCUCCUGGAGGAAAUCCGGAGGGAGCCUGGUGCCGACGCGUUCUUCCGGGCAGUGACCGCACGAGAAAGUGCUGCCUUAGAAACAAUCCUGAGACAUAAGAGCUUGGUCCUAGAGGCUAUCCAGCCGAAGCUUGACCAGAAGUGCUUCAGCUCAGAGGAGGAACACCUGGCAGACACUGUGAAAGAGAUUCUGAGCAUUUCCUCUGAGACAGCCAGCCCUGAAGCUUCCCUGAGAGCAAUGCUGAGCAGAACCAUGGAAAAAUCCAUCUCAGCCAUUGAGAUCUGUCAUCUCCUAUGCAGCGCCCACAAAUCGUUUCCAGGCCUACAGCCCGUUAUGCAGGAGUUAGCAUAUGCUGGUUUCCUCACGAAGGAAGAGGGGCAGAAGGAAAUGUGGAAGGUGAGCAGUAAAGUUCACCUUGAAGCCAGCAAUAAAGCAGAUGAGAAGGCAGUUGAGCCAGCUGAAGGAGACAGCCAGUCUGGAAAACAGAACGAUGAAGGAGAUACCGGAUCUCUGGCCGAACAGGAGAAGGACACUUCUGCCUCCCCAGACUCUGCCAAGAAGAACUUCGUCUGCAAGGCUUGUGACAAGAGCUUCCAUUUCUACUGCCGCCUCAAGGUGCACAUGAAGCGCUGCCGCGUGGCCAAGAGCAGACAGGUGCAGUGUGAGGAGUGCAACGAGACCACGGAUUCUAGGAAAGAGCUGGAGAAACACCAGCUGGAUGCCCAUGGUGCCAGUGCCAGUGCUGGCUCCGGUUCUGGAGAGCCUGACGCCCCCAAGAAGAAGAAGAAGAGGCUCCCAGUGACAUGCGACCUCUGUGGCAGAGAAUUUGCACAUGCCUCAGGCAUGCAGUACCACAAGCUGACAGAGCACUUUGAUGAGAAGCCUUUCUCCUGUGAAGAGUGUGGGGCAAAAUUCGCGGCCAAUUCUACCCUGAAGAAUCACCUUCGCCUUCACACCGGGGACCGCCCAUUCAUGUGCAAGCACUGCCUCAUGACCUUCACCCAGGCCUCGGCCCUGGCCUACCACACCAAGAAGAAGCACUCGGAAGGGAAAAUGUAUGCAUGUCAGUACUGCGACGCUGUGUUUGCCCAGUCCAUCGAGCUGUCUCGCCAUGUGAGGACCCACACCGGGGACAAGCCAUAUGUCUGCAGGGACUGUGGCAAGGGCUUCCGACAGGCCAACGGCCUCUCUAUCCACCUGCACACCUUUCACAACAUAGAAGAUCCCUAUGAUUGCAAGAAAUGCAGGAUGAGUUUCCCCACUCUCCAGGACCACCGGAAGCACAUCCACGAGGUGCACUCCAAGGAGUACCACCCCUGCCCCACGUGCGGGAAGAUCUUCAGCGCGCCCUCCAUGCUGGAGCGCCACAUGGUGACUCAUGUUGGUGGGAAGCCCUUCAGCUGCGGGAUCUGCAACAAGGCCUACCAGCAAUUGUCUGGUUUGUGGUACCACAACCGGACCCACCACCCUGACGUCUUUGCUGCGCAGAACCAUCGAUCUUCCAAGUUCUCAUCGCUCCAGUGUAGCUCCUGUGACAAGACCUUUCCCAACACCAUUGAACACAAGAAGCACAUCAAAGCAGAGCACACAGAUGUGAAGUUCCAUGAAUGUGACAAGUGCAAAGAGCUCUUCCCGACGCCAGCUUUGCUGCAGGUGCACAUCAAGUGCCAGCAUUCAGGGUCCCAGCCGUUCAGGUGCUUGUACUGCACGGCCACCUUCCGCUUCCCUGGGGCCCUGCAGCACCACGUCACCACUGAGCACUUCAAGCAGUCAGAGAACACCUUCCCCUGUGAGCUCUGUGGGGAGCUCUUCACCGCCCAGACCCAGCUUGAUAGUCACUUGGAAUCUGAACACCCAAAGGCGGUGGGCUCCGAAGCCCAGGCAGCAGCCUCACAGGUGGUGCAGGUGAUUCAAACUCCGGAGCCGGGGGCCCCGGCGGAACAGCUCAUCACGCUGGAGGAGACCCAGCUCACGGGCUCUGAAGUGUUUGUGACGUUGCCAGAUUCCCAGACAGCUCAGACCAGCUCUGAGCUCGUGGCAGUGACUGUGGAGGAUUUGCUGGACGGAACCGUGACCCUGAUCUAUGGCGAGGCAAAGUGA